AUGAGCGUUCUAAGGGGUUUAGGCCGUGUUCAGACACGUGGCUUUGCGUCCUCAACCGCAGCGUUAUCAAACAUCGGCAAGCAGCCAAUCAAGCUUAUCGAAGGCACAUCCUUCGCCAUAGAAACGAUUCCGCCGGAAUUCUGCAGAUCAUUCGCCAAGAGAGACAAGGUGUAUACGCUAGGCAGACAGGUCAUCAUCAAAGGUCCAUUGGGCACGAUACGAACCGAGAUUCCGCAGUUCUUGAAAGUCCGGCCCUCGGAAGACGACCCGAGUCUAUUAACGGUCAAGGUCGACAAACCAACCAACAAGCUACAGAAGCAAUUCUGGGGCACCAUGCGCUCGGCGAUCCAGAACGCGGUGAUCGGCACGUCCGAGGGCCACAUGGCCAUUGUCAAGUUUGUUGGAACCGGGUACAGAGCCAUCUUGGAGAAAAACGCCAAGGGCCAGGAUGUCAUUGCGUUGAAGUUGGGGUUCCCAUAUACGCCAAAAGUCGUUAUUCCCAAAGGGAUCAAAGUCUCGAGCCCCAACCCUGCUCGAUUGGUGAUUGAAGGGUGCGACAAGCAGCAGGUGAAGUUGUUUGCUGCGGUGAUUAGAGAAUACAAGAAACCUGAGCCCUAUAAAGGUAAGGGAAUAUUCGUGGACGACGAGACCAUUGUGCUUAAGGAGAAGAAGAUCAAGUAG
Molecule: messenger RNA, 681 nt
Organism: Lodderomyces beijingensis
Lineage: Eukaryota; Fungi; Ascomycota; Pichiomycetes; Serinales; Debaryomycetaceae
Source: the annotation of a GenBank genome assembly